UCAUCAUGGGAAACCCUUGGCUCCCCCACCCCACCCCUGGCAUGAAAACUCUGGGUUUGGAGUAACAUACCGAGUUCUAGUUUGGAGAAGAAAGCACCUUUUAGUUGUGUGACUCUGGGCAAAUCAUUUAAGUUCUUUGUGCCUCAGCUUCUGCAUCAGAAAAUAGGGCUAAUGACCGUAUCUUUCUCAUAGAUUUAGGAUAAUUAAAUGAGUUGAUAUAUAAAGCAUUUAAAAACAGUUACUGGUAAAUAGUAAACACCCUAUAAAUAUUCAUUAAGACACAAAGAAACAUGUCAAAUUGGGAGACCCAGUGAGCAAAGGAAUCAGGAAAUUCCAAGUUUGUUUGCAAAGCUCUUCACUCCCAGGGCUUUAAUCCAGAUGCCCUUGUUGACUCCUACCCUCCUGCCUUUCCCAGUGACACUGGGGAGUGAGACAUAAAGCUCCUAUCCCAUCUCUUGGGAUUUUCCCCUCCCCUGGAAGGCCCAUAAUCUCCUAGCUUGUCAUUCUCUUCUCAGAAGUGAUUAGGGGCCAGGCUCCAAGGAUUAAAGGAGCAGUCUGUGGAGUGUCUGAGUAGGGGUACUCCACUUUGAGUUCAACCACUCUGCCCUCUAAGAAUUAGAACCCAUGGCCCUUGUGCCAGGGAGCAGCGAGGAUGGGCCUUGGCCUAGAGAUAGCCCAGGCUCCUCCCAGCACCCAGAAAGUCCUAGGCUGACCAGCCCCCUGUGGAUGGACAGAGGAGAAAUUGGCAGGGUUGAAGGUCACCAGGAUGUUCAGGUUAGUACUCCCCUCCCCUGUGUCUUGCUGCUGACUCAUCUUCCAGUUUGGUCCAAGCACCCUGCUUAUCCUAUUCAGGUGGUCUCUCAAAAGACUCGCCUGCCCUCCAUCGUGGUGGAAGCUUCUGAGGGGAGUGAAGAGAGCGGGGAGCUGGGUUGGCCACAAGAGGAGCUGCUGCUGCUCACUGAUGAGGAAGAGGAGGCCCAGGUCUUCUUCCAGGACCAAAGUGAAGAGGCAGGCUGGACUUGGAGCCCACUGGACCCCAGAUCUCCCUUAAGAACCUUUAACCCAGAACUCAGCUGGGGACAGGAACAGGUAGAACAAGAGGUCUCCUGGAUUCCUGAGGACACAGAGUAUCAGGAAGCCUCCAACCCCUGUCCUCUCUGGAACCCAGCAACAGGCUCCCAUGUGUGUAGAAGCUGCUUUGUGGAAUAUUCACACCUCCUGCCUCCCAGGAGCUUUGAGGGUUGA
Messenger RNA from Lynx canadensis (Canada lynx), 1245 nucleotides. It is a transcript of the gene LBHD1, whose product is annotated as LBH domain containing 1. NCBI's taxonomy places the organism in Eukaryota, Metazoa, Chordata, Mammalia, Carnivora, Felidae. Gene Ontology annotation, biological process: regulation of DNA-templated transcription. The record is from RefSeq and is a predicted model, not a curated record.